AUGUUAGAGUCUGAGUACUGUGAAGUCUGUGUGGGCAAGAUGGCUAUGUCGCGCUUUGAAUUGAAGUCCGGCUGGACGUUCAAGAAGGGAACUCGCAACUCAGAGGCAGAGUAUCUCCCCGCAAAUGACCUCCCAACCGAAAUACAUUUAGAUCUGCUCAAGAACAAGAAGAUUGCCGACCCAUUCAAGGACCUCAACGAAUUAUCUGUCCGCUGGAUUGGCGAUGAAGCAUGGACGUACCAGACAACCUUCACCACUCCUCCAGACUACGGGAAGCCCGGCAUUACCACCGCUCUCAAGUUUGGGGGUUUGGACACCUUCGCCCAUGUCUUUCUCAAUGGGGAAACACUUUUCGACUCAGAGAACAUGUUCAUAGAACACGUUGUCGACGUGACAGACAAGCUGGCAACAGACAACGGAGGCGAGCAGGUGCUCGAAAUCAUGUUCGAAUCGGCGAGGCAGAAGGGCCUUGAGCUUGUGAAGGAGCAUAAAGAGCAUAGGUUUAUCGUGCACCAGACGGAGAUUUCGAGGGGCCCGGUCAGGAAAGCACAGUAUGACUGGGGCUGGGAUUGGGGUCCUAUACUCAUGACCGCUGGGCCCUGGAAGCCAAUUGUACUCGAAACCUUUGAAUCGAAGAUCGUCGACGUAUGGGUUGAGUACGACGUUGAUGAUGAUCUGAAGCAGGCCGAAGGCAAAGUCUUCGUCGAGUACGAAGGGCUGGGAAAGCUUGAGGCGGACAUCUCAAAAGACGGCCAGUCAUUGGAGAAGCUUGAUGAGUUCAAGUCCACGAACAAGAGCAAUGUCAUGAGCGCUGACUUCGAGCUUCCGGAUGCAUCUCUAUGGUGGCCUCGUGGAUAUGGUUCACAACCACUUUACACUAUUUCUGUCUCACUGCGUUCAGUGCCAACAUCUACAAAGCCGGAAACUGUCAUCGAUACAGUAGACAAAACCAUAGGCUUCCGUAAAGUAGAGCUCAUCCAGGAAGAUGACAGCCAUGGCACGUCAUUCUAUUUCCGUGUCAAUAACGUGGACAUCUUCUGUGGAGGCAGCUGCUGGAUUCCACCCGACUCAUUCCUCACUCGCACUAAACCGUCAUCGUAUCGCGCCUGGAUACGGCAAGCGGCUGAGGGCAACCAAACUAUGGUGCGGGUAUGGGGAGGCGGUAUCUACGAGGAUGACUCCCUUUUCGAGGCAGCAGAUGAGUUCGGUGUAGUCAUAUGGCAGGACUUUGCUUUCGCCUGCGCAAACUACCCUGCCAACCGUCCUUACCUAGCUUCGGUGGAGACUGAAGCACGACAGAACGUCCGGAGACUACGUAACCACCCUAGCCUAAUAGUAUGGGCGGGCAACAACGAAGACUACCAGAUCGUAGAACGCUAUGGAUUGGAGUACAACUACGCCACUGACAAAGACCCAGAAUCCUGGCUGAAGACUAACUUCCCUGCUCGUUACAUUUAUGAGUAUCUGCUACCCAAAGUCAUCCGCGAGGAGACGAAAGGCGUACCGUAUCACCCAUCAUCACCCUUCGGCAACGGCAUUUCUACUACGCUGAAAGUCGAUCCCACCGUUGGCGAUAUCCACCAGUGGAAUGUCUGGCACGGUACUAUGGAACCUUACCAGCGCCUUCCACGAAUGGCUGGUCGAUUCGUCUCAGAAUUUGGCAUGGAAGCCUACCCCCACGUCACCACGCUCGCCAAGUCCAUCACUAACCCCGAUGACCGCUACCCAGGCUCCAUGGCCAUGGACUUCCGCAACAAAGCCAUCGGCCACGAGCGUCGUCUCGUCUCCUAUGUCGCCGAGAAUUUCCGCAUUCGGUAUGAUCUCGAGGGCUUCACGCACCUAACGCAAGUCAUGCAAGCGGAUGCAUUGACGUGGGCGUACAAAUCCUGGCGACGAGACUGGAAGCAGUCCGGCAACCGAAAAGUUGGUGGCGUAUUGGUGUGGCAGCUGAACGACUGCUGGCCCACUAUGAGCUGGGCGGUGGUGGACUACUACGGUGUACCCAAACCCGCUUACUAUGCUAUCAAGCGCACUUUGGAGCCGCUCGUCGUCGGCGUACAGAGAAAGGUGAACGAUUGGACAGUACGACUUGCCGAUGAGCUUUGGCAGCGCGAUACUAGCCACAUCGAUAUGCGCAAGGUCUGGGAAGACGUACAGUUCGACGUGUGGGUCGCGAGCAACAUGCGCGAAAGCAUCAACGGGAACAUCACUAUCAAGUUUAUCUCCGUCAGAACUGGAACAGAGGUUGUUGACCCGCUGGAGCGAGCAGUCCGCAUUGAACCCAACGGAACGACGGAAGUCUUCGAGAGCGAGAAGGUCGACGUGCCCAACGCUCAGGAUCCAGACACGCCAUUCGACACAUCCAAGGCCGAUCCUUUCGUUAUCUACACCACGCUCACCAUCCACGAUAAGCAGGUAGCAAGCGAUAUCUCAUGGCCUGAGCCGAUCAAGUAUCUUGAUUUCCCAGACCGCGGAGUACAGGUCGAAUACUCAGAAGACAAGAGGAAGAUAUUCGUGUCGGCUAAGAAGCCGGUUAAGGGUUUUGUGUUUGCUGAAGAUGAGGGGCUGAAGCUUUCUGAUAAUGGGUUUGAUCUGGUGCCAGGAGAGCGGACAGAAGUGCACGUGCAAGGGAAUACUGCGGGCAACUUGACGUGGAGAUAUGUAGGCGGUCUUUGA
Molecule: messenger RNA, 2676 nt
Organism: Didymosphaeria variabile
Lineage: Eukaryota; Fungi; Ascomycota; Dothideomycetes; Pleosporales; Didymosphaeriaceae
Exons: 1
Coding region: 1-2676 (891 amino acids)
Biological process (GO): carbohydrate metabolic process; glycoprotein catabolic process
Molecular function (GO): beta-mannosidase activity
Source: RefSeq, a predicted model, not a curated record